Molecule: messenger RNA, 1885 nt
Organism: Tupaia belangeri chinensis (Chinese tree shrew)
Lineage: Eukaryota; Metazoa; Chordata; Mammalia; Scandentia; Tupaiidae
Gene: GALK2
Product: galactokinase 2
Exons: 10
Coding region: 201-1544 (447 amino acids)
Biological process (GO): galactose metabolic process; carbohydrate phosphorylation
Cellular component (GO): cytosol; cytoplasm
Molecular function (GO): galactokinase activity; ATP binding
Source: RefSeq, a predicted model, not a curated record
AACUAAACCUAGCAACUCGGGGAUCUUCGCGGCGGUCGUGGCCAAAGGGCUUCGGAAACCUUGAGUUCCCACUCAGCGGUUUCCAGCCUCCUGGGCAAGGGAACAGUCUCCUCCUUUGCCUAGGACUCUGGAGCCAUCUCAUUCUGGUGAGAGUAAGGGUCAGCCUAGAAACAGAAGCCUUUAACCGGGAAAAGACUGACAUGCCGGUCCUGUGUGACAGAUUGCUGAAGUUAAAGGAGAUGUUUAACUCUAAGUUUGGAUCCAUCCCAAAAUUUUAUGUUCGAGCACCAGGAAGAGUCAACAUAAUAGGAGAGCAUAUAGAUUACUGUGGAUAUUCUGUUCUUCCUAUGGCUGUAGAGCAAGAUAUGUUAAUAGCUGUUGAACCUGUAAAAACUCACACUCUCCAACUGGCCAAUACAAAUCCCUUGUAUCCAGACUUCAGAACUAGUGCUAAUAGCAUUCAGAUCGACAACACCAAGCCUCUGUGGCACAACUAUUUCUUAUGUGGAUUUAAAGGAAUUCAGGAACACUUUGGUCUUAGUAACCUGACUGGAAUGAACUGCCUGGUAGAUGGAACUAUCCCACCAAGUUCUGGCCUCUCCAGUUCAAGUGCUUUGGUCUGUUGUGCUGGCUUGGUAACACUCACAGUGCUAGGAAUGAAGCUAUCCAAGGUGGAGCUUGCAGAAAUCUGCGCCAGGAGUGAGCGGUAUAUUGGCACUGAAGGAGGAGGCAUGGAUCAGUCCAUAUCAUUUCUUGCAGAAGAAGGAACUGCCAAGUUGAUAGAAUUUAGUCCUCUGAGGGCAACUGAUGUGAAACUCCCAAGUGGGGCAGUGUUUGUGAUUGCCAACAGUUGUGUGGAAAUGAAUAAGGCAGCAACUGCUCAUUUCAAUAUCAGAGUGGUGGAGUGUCGGCUGGCUGCAAAGCUACUGGCUAAAUACAAAAACUUGCAGUGGGACAAAAUACUGAAGCUGGAGGAAGUACAGUCCAAGCUGGGGGUUAGUCUGGAAGAAAUGCUGCUGGUCACAGAGGACGCCCUUCACUCCAAGCCUUAUAGCCCUGAAGAGAUCUGCAGGUGUUUGGAAAUUAACCUAGAGGAACUCCGAACUCAAAUCCUGAGUCCAAACACUCAAGAUGUGCCCAUCUUCAAACUCUACCAGCGGGCAAAACACGUGUACAGUGAGGCCGCCCGAGUGCUCCAGUUUAAGAAGAUAUGUGAAGAAUCACCUGACAACAUGGUCCAGCUGCUGGGGGACUUGAUGAACCAGAGCCACACGAGCUGCCGGGACUUGUACGAGUGCAGCUGCCCUGAGCUGGACCAGCUGGUGGACAUCUGUCGGAAGUUUGGAGCUCAAGGGUCACGACUUACUGGAGCAGGAUGGGGAGGCUGCACAGUAUCAAUAGUACCUGCAGAAAAGCUAUCCAGCUUUCUAGCAAAUGUGCACGAAGCUUACUACCAGAAGAAUGAUGGAAGCUUAGCACCCCAGAAACAGAGUUUGUUUGCUACCAAGCCUGGAGGCGGGGCUUUGGUUUUCCUUGAGGCCUAAACAAUGUAAAAAAUCUCAGCAAAGCUAUUUAGGGCAUUUAGGAACUGGCAGGACUUCCUAUGCCACAGUAAAUUAAUCCUCUUUCUGUUUUGUAUUAUGAUGAACGGUUGCUAUUAUCAAGAUGUACUUCCAAAGAAAUGGUUGAAAGCUCUCUAUGCUUCAUAAUUAUUACUUUUCCAUUUAAAAAAAUUUUUUUUAACCAAUAAGAGCCAAACUUAUGCUUGGACAGAUCUUUUAAAGAUGACUUACUGAGAUUUAUUGAAGAUUUUAAAGAUGAAUAGUAAAAAACACUCUUAAUAUUUCAUGGAUUAGACUGCUACAAUUAAACUGAUAAAAUUGAA